UUUGAGCCUGAAAUAACCCGCCUCAGACAUGGCUGACUGCUUGAGGAAAGUCCCAGAUGUGGAAAUCGACGCGGAGGGGAAAUUUAAAUACAUUUUAGUGAGAGUAAAAGUUAAAGGCGGAACUGACCACAAAGACAUAGUGAGGGGCACAAAGAGUGCUGAGUACCACAAUCACAUCUUUGAAAAGUUGAACCCUGCUAUGGACACUCUAGGUCUGGAGUGUACCUGCCUUGGUGGUGGAAAGAUAGAGCAUGACAGCAGCAAGAAGAAACUAAGAGUGUUUGGAGAGUCUACGGGCUAUGGAAAGGCUGACCAUGCAGUCACAGUGGAAAAACUCAGAGCUGUCUUCAAAGACUACGAGAUCACAAUGGAAUGAAAAAAAAGAAAGCAAGAAGAUGGUGAAGGGCUGACUUUUAUGAUGUCUUAUCUGUUUGCCAUCACUGUGCAAAUAGUUACCUUUCUGUAUUCACAACAAUACUUGUGUUACUUUCUGCAGGAAAGAUGUUUAUCAGAUGGAGAUAAAAAAUAAAUGUAAUAAAGCUAUGUA
This is a messenger RNA of Neoarius graeffei (lesser salmon catfish), 547 nucleotides long. The record is from RefSeq and is a predicted model, not a curated record. Gene Ontology annotation, molecular function: protein histidine phosphatase activity. The transcript is spliced from 3 exons. Gene Ontology annotation, biological process: peptidyl-histidine dephosphorylation. The coding region runs from base 29 to 376 and encodes 115 amino acids. Gene Ontology annotation, cellular component: cytosol. NCBI's taxonomy places the organism in Eukaryota, Metazoa, Chordata, Actinopteri, Siluriformes, Ariidae.